AUGUCGCGAUUUCAGAGCCUAUUUAAGCCUGAAUUGUCAGAAUUAGGUAUAGCGUGGCCAGAGGUUCAGGCACAAACAAUCACAUAUCCUCCUUCUUUGAUACAGCUGAUUCAAAAUAAUCUGUUUCAUGGUCUACUAAAUGAAGACCCAUACGCACACCUGGCCACUUACAUUGAAAUAUGCAAUACCAUUCGGCUGGCUGGUGUGCCGGAAGAUGCAAUCAGAUCGAGUUUGUUUUCGUUUUCACUAUUAGGAGAAGCUAAGAGGUGGCUUCAUUCUUUUAAAGGGAACAGUCUGAUGACCUGGGAUGAAGUUGUAGAUAAGUUUUUAAAGAAAUAUUUCCCUGAGUCGAAGACUGCAGAAGGUAAAGCCGUCAUCUCUUUCUUCCACCAAUUUCCAGAUGAAUCAUUGAGUGAGGCCCUAGAAAGAUUCAGAGGCUUGUUAAGAAAAACUCCCACUCACAGUUUUUCAGAACUGAUGCAACUCAAUAUCUUUAUAGAUGGGUUAAGACCACAAUCUAAGCAGCUUCUUGAUGCUUCAGCUGGGGGUAAAAUCAAGAUGAAGACUCUUGAAGAAGCAAUGGACCUUAUUGAAAACAUGGCUGCUAGUGAUAUUGCCAUCUUAAGAGAUAGAGCCCACAUCCCAACCAAGAAGAGCUUAUUGGAGCUUACAUCACAGGAUUCAUUGUUGCAGGAUGUACAAUCCGUGGUGGAGCUCAUGACUCUGGAUGUUGUAUCCCUAGUGAAGAACCAAUUAUUCAACUACAUGGGGAAUCAGCCCAAAAAUACUUUUAAUGAAGGAGGAUUUACCGGAUUCCAAAAUGGCCAGCAAUACCAACAACAGAGACAAUGGCAGAACCACCCUGGCAAUCAAUUCAACAGAGACCAGGGUGGACCGUCCAAUAGGCCUCAGCAGCAAGUGCCUAGUCUCUAUGAGCAUACCACGAAGUUGGAAGAGACUCUAGCUCAGUUUAUGCAGGUUUCAAUGUCUAACCAGAAGAGCUCGGAGUCCGCCAUUAAGAAUCGGGAGGUCCAAGUGGGCUAG
Messenger RNA from Glycine soja, 1044 nucleotides. RefSeq lists its product as uncharacterized. The coding region runs from base 1 to 1044 and encodes 347 amino acids. The record is from RefSeq and is a predicted model, not a curated record. The transcript has 3 exons. Lineage: Eukaryota; Viridiplantae; Streptophyta; Magnoliopsida; Fabales; Fabaceae.